GGGAGUCCAUCCUGCAGCGCCUGGACCACCUGGAGGAAGUGGUCUACAACCAGCUAAAUGGCCUUGCAAAGCCUAUGGGAUUAGUUGAAGGUCCAGGAGGCUUGGGCCAGGGGGGAAUGGCUGCUACCCUAAGAGAUGAUAGCCAUGAAUCGGAGACUAAAUAUGAAGAAUAUGGUUACAAUGCCCAACUCAGUGACAGGAUAUCUCUCGACAGGUCCAUCCCUGACUACAGACCAAAAAAGUGCAAGCAGAUGACCUACACAGAUGACCUGCCUCAGAUCUCUGUGGUCUUUAUAUUUGUUAACGAGGCACUGUCUGUCAUCCUGCGCUCCGUGCACAGUGUUGUGAAUCACACCCCCUCACAUUUGCUCAAGGAGAUCAUUCUGGUGGAUGACAACAGUGACAAUGUUGAGCUCAAAUUUAACCUGGACCAGUAUGUCAAUAAAAGAUACCCAGGUCUGGUGAAAAUAGUGCGCAAUAACAAACGAGAGGGACUGAUUCGAGCCAGAAUCCAAGGCUGGAAAGCUGCAACCUCUCCUGUUGUUGGGUUCUUUGAUGCUCAUGUGGAAUUCAACAUUGGCUGGGUGGAACCUGCACUCACCCGGAUCAAAGAAGACAGAAAGCGGAUCAUCUUGCCAGCAAUUGACAACAUCAAGUACAACACUUUUGAAGUGCAGCAAUACGCCAAUGCGGCCCAUGGCUACAACUGGGGCCUCUGGUGCAUGUACAUCAUCCCACCACAGGACUGGCUCGACAAAGGGGACGAGUCAGCACCCAUCAGGACACCAGCCAUGAUUGGAUGCUCAUUUGUAGUAGACCGAGAAUAUUUUGGUGAGAUUGGCUUGCUUGACCCUGGCAUGGAGGUCUAUGGAGGAGAAAACAUUGAAUUAGGCAUGAGGGUCUGGCAGUGUGGAGGAAGUAUGGAGGUGCUGCCCUGCUCUCGUGUGGCUCACAUCGAACGCACAAAGAAGCCCUACAACAAUGACAUCGAUUACUAUGCAAAGCGCAACGCCCUACGGGCCGCAGAGGUCUGGAUGGAUGACUUCAAGUCCCAUGUUUAUAUGGCAUGGAACAUCCCCAUGGCAAACCCUGGAGUUGAUUUUGGAGAUGUUUCUGAAAGAAUAGCUCUACGACAGAGACUGCAGUGCCGGAGUUUUAAGUGGUACUUGGAGAAUGUCUAUCCUGAAAUGAGAGUCUAUAAUAACACAGUCACUUAUGGAGAGGUGCGUAACAGCAAAGCCAGUGGCUACUGCUUAGAUCAGGGAGCUGAAGAGGAUGACAAAGCAAUCCUUUAUCCAUGCCAUGGAAUGUCCUCUCAGCUCGUUCGCUACAGCUCUGAUGGUGUCCUGCAGCUGGGGCCGCUGGGCUCCACGGCCUUCCUGCCUGACUCCAAAUGCCUCGUUGAUGAUGGGAAGGGUAGGACACCAACUCUGAAGAAGUGUGAAGAUGUCCUGAGACCAGCACAGAGGUUCUGGGAUUUUACACAGAAUGGUCCAAUCAUCAGCAGAGACACUGGCCGUUGUCUAGAAGUGGAAAUGUCAAAAGAUGCAAAUUUUGGGCUCAGAUUAGUUGUACAAAGGUGCUCGGGGCAAAAAUGGAUGAUUAGAAACUGGAUAAAACACGGCCGACAUUGAUUUCUGGGGCUGAAAGGCUGCUUCUCCUGCCAUUGUCCAUUGCUCAGUGUGCCAUAUCUUGCAAGGCAUUUGUCCUAAAGCAAAAUAGUUUGAAUAGGACUUGGAUCUAAACUCCAUAGUUGAGCAAUCAAUGGAGGAAAAAAAAGAGGAAGAAAAAAAAGCAAAUACAUACAUGCUCUCUUUGACUAUUUCUUGCUACAGUAGACAACCUGGGAAGCUUAAGAAGAGUUUUCUGUUUAUUUGGAAGUCUUGGGAAGAUCAGAAGACACAGAAAAGUGUGUUCCUAAGCUCUCCUAGGAGAAUUAAUAGACAGAUGUUUCUAUGAGUUGAGAGAUCCCAGUACUGCCUCAUAAAGAGAGUUCUCCGAUGGGUAGCUUUUUAGCUUUAAGUUAUUGACUGGUGCACAAAUCCUAUGGUGAAUAAUCAUGUGCCUUUUUUAUUGUACUUCGUAUACAAGAGGACUGGAAAAAUCCUACCUUUUCAGCAUGUCUGGCUCAUUGUACUAAAACGAAGACCUGUAAAUAACACUGGAAAACCUAAUACAAUAUAUGAUAAAUUUCAAGGUUGAUUGUUUAGGAGUCUCUGUCCCUAGAAAGAGACUAUUCUGCAUAUGUUUACAGGUGGUUCUCAACCUUCAAGCUGCUAAAAGGCAGCUUGACAUAGACACAGAUAAACGUUGAAUAAGUAAAAUAACCACGUUCCAUUGUAUUGCCACAUUUUACAUUUCUUGACUGUAAAGGAGUCACAAUAUAGCACUUGCAUAUUUAACUCUUUAGAGGCAGUAAAUGUCCUAGUAGGUGAGUGAUAUGGAGAGGCCUCUGCUGGCCUUCAAGCCCCAAGUACAGGUUCAAGGCUCCCAUCCUGCAGGGCUAUGCCUGCAGGUGCACUUGGUGUUGUUCCAGCGACCGCCUGGAAGCCGGAGGCAGGGAACACUGGAUGCUCAUUACUUCUGCAAAUAAGGUGACUUAGUUGCCAACUGUGGAAUUCAGCAAUUUGAGGCUUCCAUUUUGUUGCCCAUCUUGUGAAAAUGUCAAAUGUGAGCAAACAUGCUUUGUGAGCACCGUCUAGACAAAUUUCCUGAACAAACCAACAAAGGCUUUUCAGUAUUUGAAAACAAACACAAACCUAGUGCUACGAGAAGAAGUUCAAGCAGGAGAGAACUAGGCAGCUUAUAUAAGAAAUGUUACUCUGAAAUAUAGAUAUUCUACUGUAGUUGACCUGGUGACAGCAUUAUCUGUGAACCUGCAUUUAGUAAUGUAUCCAAUGGCUCAUGCAGUGUCUGUGCACGGCAGCCAGAGCAAUGGCAGAGCCUUGCCCAAGAGGCGAUCAGAGCUGAUGACCACUGCCAGGUCAGCAGGCUUUGGGUGCGGGUCCACGGCAGAUGGCUUUUCACUGCAGUAAAUUCAGUCAUAUUGAAUGACAGAGACAGCAUCUUAACUUUGUUGUUUAAUAUUUUAUAGUACUUUUAAAAAAGGUUUUGUUUUGUUUUACUGAGCUAGGAAAAUAGGUAAUUGCAGACACUGCAGUACCAUAAAUCUUGGUGAUCUGUUUCUUGAAGAGCUGUUGCCGUUCCUAUUUCAAGGCAUGCUGAACAAAAUAAAUUGGAAACAAAGUUAAUUUUUCAAGGGCAUGGUAUGUAAUAAAAUAUUUACUUUUAACAUGCAAAUUCCAUCAGUUGUUGUCAACUCUUGGUUGGCAUCCAGAGAGCACAUCACCAUAUUUUGCCCCAUUUAAUUUUUGCAAUUGUGUGUACAAUAUGUAAUACAAAGCCUGGAUUUCUUUUUUUAAUUUUUUUUGGUGGCUAAUAAUUAAUCUUUAUUUAUGUCACAUGCACCAGGUUAUGCAUGAAUAUAUACAAAAGAAUAAUUAUGGCUGAGAUUCUAAUAUAAAGAUGGUUAAAAUUCUGUGCUUAUGGUUACUUAACCUCUAGAACAGCGUGCAGGGAGAGGUAACAUCUUUAAUUAAUCAAGCAUUACGUUAGAAUCAUGGAUGGGUUCAGCACUCAGUCCUUCUUGCAGGUCUGAAACAGAGGUAGGAAGAUUCAGGCUAAAUAUAGAUUGGGAGCAGUUGCCCUGCAUUUAACCUCAUUAUCUUAAUCUACCAGACAAUUUAAAAAAUCAGUUACCAUCUACAAGGCAGGUGUUGAAUUCUUUGUAUAGAACUUCUAUUUGUAAGUGACUUUUGAUCUUCUCUCAGAUACGAUUUAAAAGGGGGAAACUGUAUGGAAGUUUUAUUCCUUCUUUUGUUUAUUCUAACAGAGUCUUAUGGCAUGGCUGAGGGAGGCAGGAAGACAGAAGGGAAAGUUACUUUUACCUGGUGAGUUCUGGGGGGAGCAAAGUGGCAAGUCGUUCACACCUUGUGUAGUCUUUUCCGUUAAAUACAGCUAACUGUGAAGGUGGCACAAAGGUGAAAAUAGUUAUAUGUGUACAUACAGUGUGACAUCUCAAUGCCUCACUCCUAGGAAUAUAAACUUACUGCACCCAACAGAAGCUAAUAUGCCACUUGUUUGUUGGUUUUUGGUUUUUUUUUUCUUGACAAACGGUCAAUCUAAACUUGCUCCUUGGUUAGCAAUAGGGCAGCAAGCUUUGCAACCCUUUGCACAGGAGAAAGGAGAAAUACCAAACCUACUAUCCUGAAAAAUAAUGCUGCAUUUGCUGUUUAGAAGCUUUGAAGCUGAGAAGACCAGAUAGAUGUGCUUUUAUUGUCAAAGAUUUUAAGCAAAAAUUAUUACCUUUCAUUAUCACACCACCAUAAUGAACAUGAAUUGGCUGUCCUGGGAAUUACAUGGCUGCACUUUUUCGGUGCUCAGUGCAAAGCAUUAUGAUGUGGCCACGUGGCCUAACCAAGGGUCAGCCCUGGCAAGCUUUGAGUGCAGAGGUCACACAUUGCUGGAAGCCUGCAAGAACCAGACUUUCGGUAUGAGAAAGAAUGCAGAUUUCUGUGAUAGUUAAAUGGCUCUGAGAUUUAUGGAAUAAUAUAAAAGAAUUCAAAUAACUUAAAGGUAAGGUUGGUUUUCUCUGUGAUUGUCAGGGUGUUUUUUUUAAGACUUAAUGAAACAAUUUCUUAUAUUUAAGAAAUACGUCUGUUGUGUUCUUUUUACUUUGUCUUUUAUCUGUCUGAACCACUGCUUUGACUGUGGUAUUAACAUGGUAAAUCUGCAUGUGAGAGAGUCUUAAAUAUUCUCUCAUAAAAGGAAUAACAAUAAUAAAAAAGGCUUGAGUAUUAUCUGUUUUAACCAAAGUCUAUGGGUCUCUUGUCAGUAUUUCACCCGUAGUAUAAUCCAAAGUCCUGCUUCAUGUUGUUUCAAAUGUUCAGUCACGUUUCCUCAGUGCAGAUAAUCUCAAAAGUAUUUAAUGCCUUGUAGAGGAAAUUCAGAUAAGAACAGAGUCUUUUUUGUUUAAGAGAUAUUGGAGUUAAACACUAUCUCCUGGGACAGAGGAAUGGAAGGCAAGGAGCACCAGAUUGAGUAUGCUCCUAUCCUAGGCAAGCAUGACAAAUAAUACUUCUGUAAGCAUGUCAAGAUCCUUUUAAAACGAGUUUGAGUCCUGUAUGGAAAAAAAACCUUACAGAACUCUCUUCUUUGAGAGCUAUAAACUGUCUUUCAAGCUGAAUUUGUUCUUGGCUGGAGUGAAGCCAUUUGUUCUCAGCCAGACUUGUUCACUAGCUUUAUCGGCUUAGUGGUUCCUGAGGCCUGGUCACCUCCAGUGGAAAGGAGCUGAGAGAAGGAAGAAAGUUUUUUAAAGGUGUUAUUGAAGGAUUUGAUUGAUUACACUGGAAUUACAUAAAUGUUGUACACCUCCAUGAGGCAUGAGAACUCUUCAGGAGUGUCCUGCAUCCCAAAAUCUAAAAGCUGGUUCCACAGCCAGAAUACAAAAACUAAGGCAGUUCUUCAUGGAUACUCUGAAAGCGUUGAACCAUCUAUCUCAGUUUAAUGAUUUGGAGCUUGACAUGUCUGAACAUCAAGCCCUCCUUGUCCUUUGGAAACUGUUCAGAUUUCUUUUCAUCAGCCUGCUCCUUUAUAAAAACAGUUCCAGUAGAUGAAAACCUCAAGUGCUGUGUGACAAGGGGUGUAAUCUAUCUGACAUAGGACAGCUGAAAUUUUAAAUGCUUAGGCUACAUCUAAUAACCAUUAAUGGAAGUCCUAAUCUGUUCUUCAGAUCAAUUACACGUUCCUUCAAUAUCCAUCACUGAGUUGAAUCCAUUCAUUACACCCAUACCAAAGCACAAUAUAACCUGUUUGGGGACAAAAUGAGUUCCACUGUAAGAACUUCAACAAAAAUUGUGGUGCAGGGAGAGGCUGGUAAAUUGUUAUUCAGGUAGGACACAAAUACCUCUGGGUUGUUUUGUGGUUUUGUUUGCUUCUUGUUUUUUGUUGUUUUUGUUGUUGAUGUUUUUCCUGUGUUAGAUGAAAGCCUUUGUGAAGAAGAACAACUGUCAGAAUUCCCUCAGUUGAAAAUGGUUCCAUUUUUUACUGAAGUUCCAUUUUUGACUGCUGCAAUUUUGACUAACUGCUACUUAGCACUGACACAGUCAGUCCUUAGGCCAUCCUACAAAUAAAAGAUGGUAUUGCAAAUUGGAGGAACUAGCUAACAAGAUGGAUAGAAACCAUGGGAGGAUCAUGUCUUCACACAUCUCUAAAUAUGAAUGUCACAAAAAUAAACCUAAUGCUAUGUUCUCUCAGAAUUGCACCACAAACUUUAUACAGUUUUGAAUUCCUUCAUUAAGAAUACCUAUUCAAGAGCCCAGAUCUCACUUUGGAGACUUUUUUUUUUUUUCCCUAAUGGUAUUAGUGGACUUAGUGUGACAGCUGUAAUCACUGGGUACAUGGAAAAAUCAAUUAAUUGGCGAUAAUCUACUGAAGCAUUCUUAGCAUGCAUUACCAAUGCGGUAACACAGAUAUUCAUCAACCCCCAGUGCACUGACUGUUUUCUCCUAGAGAUGGAGUCUGCUUACUUAGUGAAAUAAGGGAACUCAAGGAGUCAAUACUGCGACGAUGCAGCUAAGAAUUCUCAGUGAAUUUGGCACAAAGCACACCAAUAUUUACAUCUCUAGACUCAUGUAAUUAAUUAGCUUCAGGUUCUCUCUUAACAACCUCCCAUCUCUGGCAACCAUUGAAAAUACCUUCUGAAUACCUGGAAUACUUAUACCAUGUGAAGAUUUUAGCUGUCUCUGCAGUGCACCAGCCUUAGAUAAAAGAUUUACGAUGACCUCUCCAUACAUUGUAACUGAUGUUAGAAUGGUUUCACAAAAUACAUUGAUUUAUUUAAAAAUAUUACUAAUAUGUAACUAAAGAUAUUGUCCUCAUGGAUUACCCUAAGCAAAAACAGUGCUUUUUCUUCACCCCAAAAUUUAUUUAUUUACUCAUAAAUAUCCCAGUGAAGCAAUACAUGCCAACUUGAUUUCAAAGAACAGAAUUUCUGAAUCACAAUUGUGCUUCAGAGACGUGACGAAGCACUUCCUACAUUUCAUAGAGCUGCAGUUUUCUCUUGGCCAUCAAAAAGUAUUGCCCAGUUUUAAACUCAUUUUAAUAAGUUUAAUUAAAAAAAAAAUGCACCAACCAGAAGGCAAGUUGUGACUGCAAGUAAUUUUUCAUUACGUGGCACAUCAUCAAAUCAAUUUGUAUUUACACUUGAAAAGUUAAUAAAUUACUAUGCAUUUUGCUGCUGACAGGAGCAUUUUUUAUCAGUGUACAUCUGGACACCUCAUUCUAAAAUUCAAAGCUGUCACAUCAAAAAAAAACUAGGAAAGCAAAUACUCUGUACAUUUUAUAGUGUAAAUUGUAUGUAAUGUGUUCUGAAAGGCAGUCAGGCUGUGUUUGAGAUGAGCACAGCACACUGUGCAGCAGAUUGCAGACUUUGAAAGGAGAUGAGCUCUGUGCAUGUCAGAGAACAAGCAUCUCCACGCCCUCAUCAGAGACUUGGCUCCUGAAAGUGCACAUCCAGAAGUAGACUGAUAACAUUAUAGACUGAGCAGCUGCUAGACCUCAGAGGUGGUUUGUCAUGCAGUCGUGGUACAAAGACAUACGUGUGCACAUUAUACUUGCAGGUACUGAUCCACACAAUAUUACAAGCUGUGUUCACAUACAGUCCCUUGCGACCAGUAAGUGCUCCACAAGAAACAUUCAAACACAAAAGAAAAGUAUCUCCAUUAAAAAAUUCUGAUCUCCCAACCAAUGUUCCUGAAAUCAUUGAACCAUGGGGAAAAAUAAGCUAUAGAAUCACGGAGAGGAAGCUUGUAAUGGAAGUGUUCUCUUGCAAUGAAUUCUGUAUUGGAGUUAUGUUUUGAAUACUCAAAUCUGUACAAGUACCUCAGUCUGUCAUUGAUGUAUUACAUUCUAAAGAACACUCCUGUAAUCAAAGAAAUGGAAGGAUUAACAGUUCCCAAAUUGCCUAUGUUGGUACAGGACAAAAGGGCAGAUCCCACACCCUGUGGUUUGACCCGUAUCAAUCCAGAGGCUAAACUUGCAGAUGAUGUAAAAUGUCAUUGCUCUACUGCAGUAAAUGGAAGUUCUGGAAACUACAAUAAUUUACAGGUCUGGUCAGUUUGUGAUUGGUAAUAUUGUUACUGACUUGAUUCUUUUCUUCUUCCCAAGUCACUUUCAUCUUCCCAAAAGCAGUAGAAAGGGAAUAUGAAUUGCUAGUGCAUGCCAUCAUGCUUCUACCAGCAGCCUGUGCAGUCCAGUACAUCAUCUCUGAAAACUGUCAAUAACUGAUGUUUAGAAGAAUGAAAAUGCAGAACAAUGAUCAUGUAUAUCCCCUCAUUUCAGAAGGCAGAGAAUUCCCAAGCUAGAGUCUAUACACACCAACACUGCCUUUACAUAACUAAUCCACUUAUAUCUCAAGAUAUCAAAACAUCCUGUUGUAAAAAAUAGCACAAUUGCUGCGUGAGUCACUAUCUCUACUUUUAAAUCUACUUGUCAGUUCAUUCCAGAGGAUGCCCUGUGGUUCUCUUGCAGUUAAAAACUGUGAAUAAUUGCUGCCAACUCUUCUUCUCACCUCUUCUUAGUUUGACCCCUGUCAUCCCUUCACAAACAUAUUUUAGAACUGAUCAAGUGUCACACUUAUUUUGUACUACUGGCAAACAACUCAUAAAAGUGUAAGCACAUGCUCUGUGUCAUGUAUUGGACUGGGUGAUAGCACAGUGAGAACAGAUUGGGUUCCUGAGCUGUUCAGCUGUAUAAAACAUACAUUACUGUUUUUAACAUUGAUUUUGGAGCUCAGCCAGGCUGCUUCUGCCCUGCUAGCAUGUAUGCACAAAGUUUGCUAUUUGUGAUCAAGGAGCACAGAGCAUCUGUGAAAGCAUCUAACACCUUUCAUUCUGCUAGAGACAGGAGGAAGACUUCCAACCUGGUCCCAAGGUUCACCCAUGGGCUAUGACUGAUUCACCAAGCUGGGAACUGACUUCAGUGUCCCCCACUGUCAUGUAUGUCUCCUUUCAAUUGAACUAACUUGGUGAGAUCUGAGUGCAACAGGCUUUCUCCUUCCUGGUUUCUAAGAGGAUGGUGACUUCACAAGUCAAAGAGCAGCUGCUAAGUGCUUCUCUGCUUUAUCCAUAGGAAAUGAGGUUGGUUGUAAUCUUCAGGUGGGCAACAACAAAAUCAGCCUCUGAUGAAUGCAGUGACGGGCUUAGCCUUGGCAAACCUACCUCCAGUGUUGGUCUUUUCUGUGCUGGGGCGCUUCGUCAUAAAUCCACACUGAGGACUGUGUAUAGAAAUGCUGCUCUGUUGCUAGCUAAGGUAUUCUGUGGACUUAAUUUAUUAUUAAAAUCUAAUCCAGCAUUUCUUGGAAGGAAAAAUGUUGUCUUUA
Meleagris gallopavo (turkey) is the source of this 9439-nucleotide messenger RNA. NCBI's taxonomy places the organism in Eukaryota, Metazoa, Chordata, Aves, Galliformes, Phasianidae. The record is from RefSeq and is a predicted model, not a curated record.